Molecule: messenger RNA, 1752 nt
Organism: Ornithorhynchus anatinus (platypus)
Lineage: Eukaryota; Metazoa; Chordata; Mammalia; Monotremata; Ornithorhynchidae
Exons: 5
Coding region: 652-1476 (274 amino acids)
Source: RefSeq, a predicted model, not a curated record
CACAGCAGACCAAUAGCAGAGCCAGGAAUAGAGCCCCAUGACCUUCUGACUCCCAGGCCUGUGCUCUGGUGGAGGAAAAAGUUGGUAUAGUUUAGGCAUGCAUAAGGGUAAGCCACCCUGGAGGCAGUAGACCUAUCAACAUUGUUGGACGGCAAAGCUUCCUCAAAACAAAGCUGGAGAAGGCAGUGAGAGCAGGGAGGAGAGAAAGGCAUUGAGCCAUUUAGAUAUGCAAAGGUAGCACGAGGAGGGUGGGGGAAGAGGAAGGAAAGAGGAAGUGUGUGCUAUGAAAAUAGAAUGAGAAGCAGACUCCUGGCCUCUAAAGAGAUCUCUGUAAAACCUCAGAGCCAGGAAACCACCCCAUCUCAGCUCCUCAAACCAACACCCCCAGUGAACUGGCUCCUUUUGCCCAGGCGGUCUGAAGCGGGGUGCUUACCACCUCUGGGAUUUCAGAGAGGUUUCUAAUCGACGUCUGUAUUUCUGAGGGGGUUGAGCUGUGAGAUGGUCAGGUCCUACGCUCUUGAGGUGGAAAGGAGGAGAGUGACACAUCACCCUUUUGGUGGGUAGGCUGAACCUGAAGGUCAUGUCAGGAAAGUUUUCUGAGCUGAUGGCCUGGGUCUGAGCUGCUGCCAUCCCACGCUGCCCUGGGGAGAUAUGGAGAUUCCUCCCAAUGGCUGGACCCUCUCUUUCCUCCUACUCCUUCUCGGAUUCUCCCAGGCUUCACUCAUUGAAAACUGUCAGAUUUCACUCACCGGAACAGUUGGUCGGUCUGUCCUCCUGCCCUUUGCCUUCGGACUCAAGACACCACUUCCUAAUCCUCUGUUUGUUAAAUGGCAUUUCUCUGAGAAGGAAAUACUUGGCUCCUUCACAGGCCAGAACUGUUCCAUCAGUGCUGACUGUGGGAAUCUCAUCCAUUGUGCAGAGAAGAGGUUCUUUCAGGGUCCGCACUAUCAAGGCCGAGUGGAAUUGUUCCCUGAAAACUUUUCUCUGCUCCUCCCAGACCUGAGACUCAAUGACAGUGGAAUUUACACUGUCAGAACCAAUAAUGUAAUUAUGAAGAUCAAUCUGUCAGUGUUCGCAACGGUGACGGAGCCUCCUGACACCUCCAGAUCAACAGCAGGGAAAAACAAUGACAACCCAGAUUUUGGGGCUCUAAUUGGAGUCAUCAUUAUCGCAAGUUGCUGUGUUUUCAUCCUUCUCCCCUUGCUCAUUCUGUUCUUGAUCAGAAAGAUGAGGGAACGUGCCCAGAAAGUAAAGGAGAAUAGGAUCAUACAGCAACUACAGAUGUCGAGACCAGAGAGACACUGCCUGACGACUCAGCCACUCAGCCUCUCCACAGUUUAUGCAGAAGUUUCAAGAACACAGGGGCACGAACCAUCCACCCUAGAUCCGUUUCCCAUAUAUUCAUCCCUCCAGGUCCCAGAGCGGCAGGCCCGGAGCCGGGCCCAGAAGGAGCAGCAUUUCCAGGGUCCACAUUGAGUUCCCCCAGCUACGAGCUCCCCACAUUGACUUUGACAGGAACCUGGAGUUACAGAAGAAGGGCUGGGCUGGGGAAAAUACAAAGGCAUACCCUCCCCGAGGUUGGCAGGGGCUGGGCAAGGCUGGGGCAAGCUGCAGCAGGGGCCUUGCUGGGCAGGGCUGUGGAGGCCAUCUUUCCUUUUCCUGUUUCAUGACCAUUUCUUGCCCGUAUCAUAAUAAUAAUAAUAAUAAUGAUAUUUGUUAAGUGCUUACUCUGUGUCAAACACUGUUCUAAGA